Molecule: messenger RNA, 2085 nt
Organism: Caenorhabditis remanei
Lineage: Eukaryota; Metazoa; Nematoda; Chromadorea; Rhabditida; Rhabditidae
Exons: 9
Coding region: 1-2085 (694 amino acids)
Biological process (GO): mitochondrial respiratory chain complex assembly; apoptotic process
Cellular component (GO): cytoplasm; mitochondrion
Molecular function (GO): FAD binding; protein dimerization activity; NAD(P)H oxidase H2O2-forming activity
Source: RefSeq, a predicted model, not a curated record
AUGUUGCUGCGAGCAGUUGGACGACAGAUGACGUCGGUUAUUCGACAACAAACUGCAAUUAGAAAUAUUGCAUUAACCAGAUCAGUUCUUGGAGGAGGACACGAUCAUCAUCAUGAACCACAACCGGUAUACAUUCCAAAACCAGGAUCUCUCAGCUGGUCCCUCUGUGGCAGUCCACAUACAAAAUCUGCUCACCCAUUCGAACCAUACAAACCAGAUGUUGGGUCAUUCAUCGGAGCAGCCGUGUUUAUUGGUCUCACAGUUUUCGCUGUUCUUUUCAAAACGGAUACAUUCAAGAAAGACGAUGGUCAUCAUCAUGGACAUCAUGUAAAGCAUUCUGAACCCAAAGAGGAACAUCAUCACGAAGAAACAAAGCAUGUACCACAAACUGAACCACAAGGAACUGUCGAGAAUCGUCAACCAGAAGAAGUUCUUUCUGCACGUGAAGCUCCAGCCGCAGUUGAAGAUCCAGUCCCAACAACAUCCAAACAAGAAUGGGAGAAACAAGCAUCUGAAUCCGCAGACACAAAAUCCGUCGAUCUAGACGAAAAUCCAUCACAAGAAGCGACAGAAAAACCACGCUUACCAGAAGAAGUUCUUGCUGCUCGAGAUGCACCAUCGGCUGUAGAAGAACCAGUUCCAUCCACUUCAAAGUCAGCACAAGAGGAAGGAGCUUCUGUUUCGAAAGAAGAGAAUUCGUCCCUACACUGCGAAUAUGUCAUCAUUGGCUCUGGAACUGCCGCAUACUAUGCAUCACUGGCAAUUAGAGCUAAACAAGCAGAAGCAAAAGUUUUGAUGAUCGGUGAAGAGCCCGACUUACCAUAUAAUCGACCACCACUUUCAAAAGAACUCUGGUGGUAUGGAGAUGAAACAGCUGUAUCGAAGCUAGACUAUACCUCACUUUCUGGAAAGAAACGUGACAUUUUCUACGAAGUCGAAGGAUUCUUCGUUUCUCCAGAAGACAUCCGGAAAGCGCCUCAUGGAGGAGUCGCAUUGUUACGUGGAAAGAAGGCAGUGAAGAUUUGUGCAGAAGAUAAAAAAGUUAUUUUGGAAGAUGGAAAAACUAUUGGAUAUGAUAAAGUAUUAAUUGCAACAGGAAUCCGACCAAAGAAAGAGAAAGUAUUCGAAGACGCGAGUGAAGAGGCAAAAGAAAAGAUUACUUAUUAUCAUUAUCCAAACGAUUUUAAACGAGUUGAACGUGGACUGGCAGACAAAUCAGUUCAGAAAUUGACAGUCAUUGGAAAUGGACUACUUGCUUCUGAAUUGGCUUACUCCAUCAAAAGAAAAUACGGAGACAAAGUGGAAGUUCAUCAAGUAUUCGAACAAAAACAUCCAGCAGAAGACAUUCUUCCAACACAUCUUGCGCGGAAAUCAUUUGAUGCAAUCAAGAAAAGCGGUGUUGACAUUCGGCCCGAGCAAAAAGUCGAAGGAGUUCGAAAGUGCUGCAAAAAUGUUGUUUUGAAGUUAUCAGAUGGUUCUGAACUGAGAAGUGAUUUAGUUAUUGUGGCCACAGGCGAAGAACCAAAUUCUGAAAUCAUCGAGGCUUCAGGGUUCAAAUUAGAUGAAAAACAAGGAGGAGUAAAAGCUGAUAAAUACUUGAAAGUAUCGGAAAAUGUUUGGGCAGCUGGAGCAAUUGCCACAUUUGAUGAUGACGUACUCGGACAACGCAGAAUUAGUUCAUGGGAGAACGCACAAGUCAGUGGACGAUUGGCUGGAGAGAAUAUGGCGACAGCUGGAGCGUCUCAAAAAGCGUUCUGGUAUCAACCAUCUUUCUUCACAAAAUUCGCCCCACACUUGCACAUCAAUGCAGUUGGACAAUGUGAUUCUUCACUAGAAACUGUUACUGUUUAUGCUGAACCAGAUGGAGAGAAUCUUUUGGAGAAAGCAGUUGUUUUCUACAAAUCAAAAGAAAAUGGAAAUGUCGUUGGUGUUCUACUCGUAAAUGUUUUCGGUCCAUCUCUCGAUGUAGCUCGUCGUAUUAUUGAUGACCGUAAAAGAGUGGACGAAUACAAAAAAAUUGCGAAGUUAUUUCCACUUUAUGAACCACCGAAAGUAGAAGAAGAAACAAAGGAGAAAAGUCCAUAA